CGGUGGAGGUGGACGAGGGCGAUUCGGGCGCGAGACCCCUGGUGAUCUCGAGGGUGAGUCCCGGACCUGCAGGAAGGAGGGGAAGGGCCUCUGGCAGGCGAUCCAGCUCUUCAGGUGGUCAUAGGUGUCAUGUUAUUAAAGCGUCGUGAAAACGUCGUUUUCACGACGUUUACACGAUAAAACGCCAUAAGAUUGUGAAACGCUCGAACGUUUUGACAAAAUCACAUAAAACGACGUUUUAUGGCGUUUAAACGUUCGUUUUAUUCGUUUUGGCAUUUUACCUCGUGAAAUUCGUUUAAACGCCACUGCAUGGACGUUUUAGGUGCCCAUCAGCCCCUCCUUUGUAUGGAGCAGCACUAUAUUUGAACCCAGGAAAAUUCUACAAGAUGAAACAGAGUGAUGAUGAUGGCUAUGUUGGAGAGCUAAGGGGUUGCUUCAAUGAUGUGCUUGUUAAAAUGGUGACAGAUGAGGACCUUAGAGACAAAAUUGAUGGUCAGGCUGUCCUUUAUGAGAACCAAAGAGAAUCAUUUGCAAACCCAAUGGCUAUAAGGAACGCUCAAACAAGAAGUCCAAUUGACUGGUGGCUUGCAUAUGGUGGUAGAACCAUUGAGCUCUAUAAGUUUGCAAGACAGAUUGUUAGUCUUUGUGCUUCAUCAUACGGUUGUGAGCGAAAUUGGAGCACAUUUGAAUUUAUGCAUACCAAGAAAAGGAACAGGCUAGAGCAUGAGAGAUUGAAUAAUUUGGUGUAUGUUUCAUACAAUAGAAAGAUGGCCGCUAGGUUCCAAAAAAUGCGUGAAGAAGGAAAGAACUUUGAUCCUUUAGUUCUUGAAGAUUUUGAUUGGGACAAUGAGUGGGUUGAUCCAUUUGCUAAUUCAGCACCUAUUGGGGGUGAUCCUCUUUUCACAUGGGACCAUGUUGAUCAAGCCGCUGGUGCAUCUACACAACUUCAAGGACGUAAUUUUCCUAGGCGAGCUCAUGGUAGUCAUGUGUCAAGAAUUGUUCAAGAUGAAGAUGAAGAUGACGCUGAUGUGGGUGAAGAAAAUGAGAAUGAUGAUGAUUUUGUGCUUGAUGACCUUGAUAUGGAUGACGAUGAAGCAACAAACAAUGGUGGCAAUGGUGAAGAGGAAAGGAAUGAUGAUAUCGGUCUUGAUGAACUAGAUGAUGGUUUUUGAGACAUCAUAGAUGGGAGAUUGAAUAAUGCUUGUGUGCUUAUUAUUGUGCUUGUGGUUGUGGAUUUGAUUUGCUUGCUUAUGCACUUGUGCUUGUGGA
Messenger RNA from Panicum virgatum (switchgrass), 1269 nucleotides. RefSeq lists its product as uncharacterized. The transcript is spliced from 3 exons. Gene Ontology annotation, molecular function: protein dimerization activity. The record is from RefSeq and is a predicted model, not a curated record. NCBI's taxonomy places the organism in Eukaryota, Viridiplantae, Streptophyta, Magnoliopsida, Poales, Poaceae. The coding region runs from base 387 to 1172 and encodes 261 amino acids.